Peniophora sp. CBMAI 1063 is the source of this 2097-nucleotide messenger RNA. NCBI's taxonomy places the organism in Eukaryota, Fungi, Basidiomycota, Agaricomycetes, Russulales, Peniophoraceae. The record is from the annotation of a GenBank genome assembly.
AUGAGCAAUAUAUCCAGCAUGUCACAGGAUCCGAACAAGGAGGAACAGCAAACAACGAUGGUCAAAGGGACACGAGCGUGCACUGGCUGUCGCGCGGUGAAGAUGAAGUGUGUCGGAGCGGACAUCAAGAGCGGGAAACCUUGCGAUAGGUGUGCGAGGCAGAAGUCCAGCUGCGUCUUCGAGCAGCAUCGUCGUGGACGAAAGCCCGGCUCGAUGAUGUCGGAGUCUUCCAAGAUGCUCCGCCGUCUGGAGAAACGUCUCGGUACGAAUAAGGCCAAGGGCGCUGCCCUGAAGGAUCGAAACGCACACUGGGUCGCUGACGGAGCGACUCUCAAGCCGUAUACGUACUCUCCCGACAACGACACCCAAGCAGCCGGUCUGCGCUUCGAUGAUCAAUCAGACGAGGAGGACGAGAAUGGUCCGCUGAUUACGCCUGCAAUGCUAAUCAAACAAGAGUAUAAGCGUCAGACAUCCCUUGAACUCGAUACCAACCCUUCGAAUUGGGCACCGCCCGUACUCGCGAGGGACCCCGUGAGCGCAGGAAUCAUCGACGAGGCGACAGUUCAUGUCCUUUUCGAAUUAUUCUUUGUGCACGUCAAUCAGUUUAUCUGCCUUUUUGAUCCUGCAUUACACACCGUCGACUAUGUCCGCACGCGCUCGCCCUUCCUGCUCACCGUCCUCCUCAUGGCAAGCUGCAAGUUCUUCAAGCCCGAGGCUUUUCAUCAAUGUCAGGGAUUGGCGCAAGAGCUUGCGGCACAUGCCUUGGCAGGGGAUUGGAAGUCGGUCGAGAUUGUACAAGCGUUCGCAUGUCUGUGUUACUGGGAAGAGCCGGGCCACACGCGAACCUGGACAUAUAUUGGCCAUGCCUGCCGGAUGGCAAUCGAAAUGGGGAUGAAUCGGUCCAAGCAGAAACAGCCUUCUGGAAAUGAUGAGACUGAGUUGCAACGUCGUGAGCGCCGGAACCGCGAGCGUACUUACCUAGUACUCUUCGUGCACGAUCGCUCGCUCGCUAUGCAUACCGGCCGCCCGUGGAUGCUCCCUGAAGACGAACUUGUGCGCACUGCAGACCGCUGGUACGAACAAUGCAGCGACGAAUCCCUGCGUCCUCGCGACAUAGUCGUCUCUUCCAUGGUUCAGCUCCGCUGUAGACUUAUUAAGACCACCGAGAACCUCCGUCUCGGACCGGUAAACUCGAGCCCACAGCCACAGGCAGAUGACGUGGAACGCCUUCAAAGUAGCAACGCAGAGCUCAUGAGCUGGAUCACCCACUGGGACGACGAGAUGAGGCGUUCCGGCGGGUCGCGUGUACACGUGUCUUUACUCAGAUGCAUGUGGCUUUACGUCCGCGUCCUGAGCAACUCUUACUUCCUGAAGAGUGCGUUGUCAGCCAAUACAUCAAUCUUGCACACUGUCGUCUCCACGUGCUACGAAUCCGCCCUCGAAAGUUUACGCAUCGCGUACGGCGAAUUCUCCCCGAUGAACGUUCUGCGGUAUGGUCAGGACUCGCUGACGCUGAUGAACGCGUACUCUGCAGCCUUUCUUGUCCGCCUUCUACGCCGGGCUGACACGCGUACGCUAAUGCACGCCAGCGCCGCGUUUGAGAUACAACAGGCCAUCAACCGGACUGCAAACGCAUACGAGACGGCGUCGGCAUCCUCUUCCGCAUGCAGCGGCUUGAUGCACCAUGUACAGUUCCUUCGAAGCCUGACGGCGCAAAGCAUUUUUCGAGCGCCCACAUACGCGUUUGACGGAACGUCGUCCUUCUACGCCCCUGGGCAACCUCCGCAGCAAGAGCAACCCGGCUCAUGGGCGGCAGCGCAGCCUUCAACUUCGAACUAUAACCACAUGAUGUAUGCGCCCUCUUGGGACAUGGCCGCUCUCACGCAGACCUACUCCCAUUCACCCGUCGUGCCGCAAGGCGUUACCGCACUUCCCGACGUGCCACAGCAACAAUAUAGUGCUACCUAUGGCCCGAUCAGCGGCGAAGAUCAUCAGUCCUACUGGGGACCGGCGUACCAGAAUGCGCAAAGUCAGGUUACUACCCUGGACCCUGGAAUCCAUGCACAGGCAUAUGACGAUGGAUGGCAAGCGUUCUGA